Molecule: messenger RNA, 4449 nt
Organism: Xyrichtys novacula (pearly razorfish)
Lineage: Eukaryota; Metazoa; Chordata; Actinopteri; Labriformes; Labridae
Source: the annotation of a GenBank genome assembly
ACAUAUUGGCUGUCUCUUGCGUGAACUGUGGGCAAGGAAUCUUGAACGUCCUUCGGAACCUGCUGAAAAAAUGGUGCUGAAAGCUGUCUGCGUGCUGAAAGGGGCUGGAGAAACCACCGGUACCGUUUACUUCCAGCAGGAGGUAGGAUGAAUGUUCCUUUUUGUGGGUGAAGAGAUUUUUUAGAUAGUUGCACCCGGAAAUCUGACAUGUUUCCCGAAGGCAGCGUUGGCGCUUGAAUGCUAAGCUGGCUAAGUUCCUUCUACAGACGCAGGCAUGCUAGCAAAGUUGGACCCCUGGUUGUGGGUUGGUCCUAGCUUUCUAGCUACAUGGGCAUAAAACUGUGACAUGCUUAACUCUGAUUUUUACAAAGUUAAGCGUUAUUUCACAGUGUGCGCAUUCAUGUGACAUGAGUCUGCAUGUUGAAAAAGAAGUCAGCCUCAUCGUUAGAUAAGUGCGCACUCAGUCCUGAUCUGCUGAUGGUCAUUUUCACUUAAAAUAAAGCGUGAAUGCAAACACAUUCUGAUAAGGAUCAAUAAACAGCCGAAAAUAUCACCAUGUCAUUAAACUCAUAACCUUCGACCGUUGAAGGCCUGUGAUUCGUUAAUGAUCAACUGCGCGUGCCUUGAAAACGCCUGUUGCACAACUUCCACGUUUCAUUGAUAGUUUGUUAUCAGAAGUGUGGUGUGAUCAGCUCAACCCUUAACCAUGUCAGGCAACAUUUCAGCUUUGAGUUGUUUUCUUGUCUGAAAUUAGCAGGAGUCAGAGGCUAAAUAGUGAAAAAUGAAAAGUCCAUGUAUGAUAUUUUUGCUGAGUCAUUGCCAGUCUGGUUUUAUGCCAUGACCUGGAGGAUCUGGCCUCGAUGUUGAAGGGAGGGGACUGCUCAAACAAUGUUUUAUCGGCUGAUGGCCACAGCAGCAUUCAACUGACAAUCUACGGUGGCCGAGAACUGCCACUGCUGCAAAUAAAAAAGAGUGCAAAAAAUAGUAAGUUACCGAUGCAAAAAAAAAAAAAAAAGUGAGAGAAACCAAAGCCCAAAUAAAAAAGAGAGUGCAGAUAAAAAAAAAACACAAUGGAAGAUAACGAUGCAGAAAAAAGAAGCCACAAUGGAAGUUACCGAUGCAAAAACAAAUAAGGAAAAGGAAAAGAAACCGCAUCAUUAACUUUCGUUGUGGCCUUAUCUGCACCAUUUAUUUAUUUGCAGUGGGCUUCUUUUUUUUGCCUCAGUAUCUUCCAUUGUGACUUCUUUUUUUUAAUUGCAGCAGUGGCCAUUCUUGGCCACCGUAACAUUCAACCUUCUAUAGUAACCACUGAGGUUUUCUUUUCAAACACUGAUCUUCAUAAUUUCCACUUUUUAAGGAGCUUCUACAUUCCCAGUUUUUAGUUGACAUGGUCAGACAGGUGAUACAUUUUCUUUGAAGUUGAGGUACUAAAAUGUAUCUCGUGAAAACUGUCAAACAUUUUGCUCCCGUUAUAUUUAUGAAUGUAGUUGCCAAAAAAUUAGUGACAUCUUUCUAUAUAACACAUCAAUGUUAAGUACAGAUAACAAUAUUAACCUGUCUAAUCAUCUCUUACUACAACCAGUGAACUGCAAACAGCAUUUAUGUUAUCAUCCUAGUAUAAACAGUCCAGAUGGUCAGCAUAAGAUAAACAGAUGCUCAUUACUACCGGGAGCCUCAGACUUUGUACAAGGGUUGCAUUAUCUCUCUUGACAAAGUCUCCUCAUUCAGCUCACAAAAACAAACACACAUGCUGUUCUGCACAUUCAAUGUAUGACCAAAUAAAUGCUAUUGGAGGAAACUUUCAGGGUGCCUAGCCACUUUGCUGUUUCACAGGCAUCAUAUUAAACACAUACUUUCAUGAACAAAUAUUUAAAAGUACUUGUAAGUUGCACUUUGAUCUGAUAAGUGGGGCCCCUUUUAUUGUUCUAUACCACCCACAAUGCACUGUGCUGUUCCUCUGCUGUCCACUAUACGUGGAUGCAGCCACUAAAGCCUAUGAGAUUCUAAAAAUAAAUCUGUUAAUUUCAAAACAACGAUUUCUUCUCUGAGAUGAUAGGGAAAAAAAAUGUCAACAUUAAUUAAAAGGCCAGUUUUGUAAUACAAAAAGGCCAUGGGUAAUCAUACUUGGAGUUAAAUUAUGGUGAAUAAUUGCUAUAAAUUUCCUAUUUCCUCCAAAGGGUGGCCUGAAACUGCGUCAGCACCCCUGCCUGUUACGUUGCUUAGCAGCGUCAGCAUGGUUGUUGUUGCUCAUACAAGCACUUGAAUUAAAAGCUCUGUCAUUGACUGUCCGGACAAGGGCUUAUUGGGUUCAAGGAGAUUAUGCCAUUUGUAUAAGAUUACAUCUGUCUGGACUGGAAUUUUUCACUUAUUAUUUAGCAGUGUCUUAUGGCUCCAAAAGUCAAAAUCAAGUUGAACAACUAUCCCUUUUGUUUUCCUUGUAUCUCUCAUGACUGGCUUAGUCAUAUGAAUAAGAGGGAAAUAAUCCCUGUUUUACACACUUGAGCUCAAAGCCCCUCCAGCCAUCUGGCUUUGGCAGCUCUUUUCUGUUUGUACUCCUGAUAAAUGGUGUUAUCCUGAUCUUUUAGAGUGCAUCAGACCCUGUGAAGCUAACAGGCGAAAUCAGUGGCCUUACCCCUGGCGAGCACGGUUUCCAUGUCCACGCAUUUGGAGACAAUACCAAUGGUAAGCAUCUGAAAAUAUCAGAAUAAUAUAUUUACCCCCAACAAUGCUAGAUAUUCAGUUUUUUCUCAUAUUACAGUAAUUAAAAGUGGAUAUUUCUGUAUUGCUUACUUAUUAUAAAGUCUCUUUUUUCCUUUGUUGCAGGGUGCAUCAGCGCAGGCCCUCACUAUAACCCUCACAACAAGAAUCAUGCUGGUCCCACUGAUGAAGAGAGGUGAGUUCAGACUGGAAUCAUCUGGAUAUACUCUUUUCUCAGUGUUCAGCAACUUAGUUUGUGUCUGUUAAUGCCCAUCAAAACAGUUGAUGCAAAUGGUUAGAAGUCAUGAGAAACACAGAUACAAGAUUAUGAUUGCAUGGUUAAAUGCUUGAUGAAAAAGUAUGUUUGGCCACCAGAGACAUUCAACAGAAAAAACAUUCGGCAAAACAGUCAUUUAAACUUAUUGGGCCGAAAUCUACUAGGAGAAAUAAGUAUUUCAAUAUAUGGCCGAAAUUAAUCUCAAUCUAAACCCUCUACCUUAGUUUUAGAUUAAGUUCAUUUUUAUUGACAUGAAGACAUUCGGCAAGAAAUUUAUGCACUACUAACUUAAUUGAACAAUGUCUGUGUGAUUUCAUUAAUCAAGUUCAUAUUUCUUUAAAUAUCACCCUUGUCUCCUCUGAAUGUUAGUAGUGGUCGGUGUUAUGAUUGUCAUUUUUUUUUCAACAGGCACAUUGGAGACCUGGGCAAUGUGACAGCCGGAGCAAAUAAUAUCGCCAAGAUCGACAUCACAGACAAGAUGCUUUCCCUCACUGGCCCCUACUCCAUCAUCGGAAGAACCAUGGUGGUAAGGAAAAAUGCCAUUCUCUUCAUUUGACUGCUGUUUCACACAUGACGCGCACUAGAGGGGUUUUGCCUGAUGUAGCUUGUUAACUUGACUCCUGAUGUGUCCAAGGUGUGGGCCAUUACUGAGCAGAUUUUUACUCUAUUUCUGUACAUGUGAAGGUUUUUUUUUUUUUUGACUGUGCUGUGUGUCACAUGAUUUAGAUCCAUGAGAAGGGAGAUGACCUGGGAAAAGGAGGUAAUGAAGAGAGUCUGAAGACUGGCAACGCAGGUGGACGUCUGGCCUGUGGUGUCAUUGGUAUUACCCAGUAGACAAUCCGCACUGGAAACCACUUUUUCCUUAUAGCACUUAAAAGACCAACAUAGCUACUUGACAUGACAGUUUGUCUUUUUUCGAUACUCUGGCUUUUUAUUGUCUAGUCCAGAGAGUAGAUAAGCCAUGCUUUACCCUGUCUGUUCUUCAUUAUAAUUGUUUGUAUGGGUUUGUAUGUUUGCUUAUUAGUUUUGGUCCCAAAGAAUUGUUAAUGCACAAGUAAUUAACAGUCAUGUACAAUGUAGAGAGCUUAUCAAUAAAUUGUGAGUUCAUCUGAAUCAUGUGUGAUAGUUUUCAUUGAUCAUGUAUAUACAUUAAAAAAAAAAAACGAUAUUAGUGACAUAAUUUGUCCCCAUUGUAGGUUUUCCUUGUAGCCACUUUAUGUCCUGCUAUUCUUCUUCCAUUUAUGAAUGACUAAAAUGGUGGGACUGUUACUGUUCAUAGUUGUGUUUGUGGGUAUUUGUGCAUUUUAUAAAAACAUUAAUUGGUUGCAAUAGUGCAAGGUCUAGGUCUGGUCAUCCAUUGAAUAAAAGAUUUAAAAAUUGUGUUUAUUCCACUUGAACAUUGAAUAUUAAGUUUCCUCAAAUGAUUGCACAACUGAAAAAGAUUUAAACAGAGUUAAAAAGAGUUGUGACGCAAA